AUGAAAUUCAAAUCUUCCGCCAUUUGCCUCAUUGCAAGCUACGGCUCGCUUUGCAGUGCCACAGAUCGACUUCUCAAGCAUGGUUCUCCAGAGUCAGUGGGACUCCUGGCUCAGCCGCUUCAAGAGCUGCCCAGGAACUUGACCCAGUACACGAUCCCUGCCAACUAUGGAUCACCUUCGCAUAACGAGGUGCAUCCUCUCCAGCCCGGAGGCUCCGUUAUCGUCGGUCAUAAGUCGACUAUUGUGAGUUCCUUUGCCUUUGGAAAUGCGAGUCUGUAUGCAGACUCCAUGGGCACAUUGCUUCCUGCCGACGAGUGGAUGCCAGCAAGGAUGGACACCAUCUACGACCUGGCUAGUCUGACCAAAGUGUUCACGGCGGUUGCAGCCUUGCGGGCCAUCGACGAGGGAAAGCUGAGCUUGGAAAAGACCGUUGCUUUCUAUAUGCCUGAGUUCGCAGCUAAUGGAAAGGAGAACAUCACUGUCUUGAUGCUGUUGACCCACACAAGUGGUUUCGCUCCUGAUCCUCUUCCUGGGCUGACUGAUCCAAGCUAUAAGACCAUGCAGCAGCGUGUCGACGCUGUCAUUGGGUAUGAGCUUGAAAAUUCUCCCGGAUCUACCUACACUUACUCAGACCUCAACUUCAUGAACCUGCGCUUCUUGGUUGAGAAAGUCACCAGAACUCCAUUUGACAGGUAUGUCCAUGCGUUCACCAGCGAACUUGGCAUGACCAGCACCUUCUUCAACAAAGGAAACAAUCAGUCCCCUUCGUUCCACUACUACUCGCGCAUGGCACCGACAGAGUACCAGAUCGAAGUCCUGGGGGACUCCGAGCCUCAGCGUCCCCAGCCGGUGCGCGGAACCGUCCACGACGAGAAUGCCUGGUCUCUGAAUGGUGUUAGCGGACACGCUGGUCUCUUCUCCACUGCUGGGGAUGUGGCAAUCUUCUGCCAAAUGAUUCUGAACAACGGUACAUACGGCGGCAAGCAGAUCCUGAAGCCCAAGACUGUAGACUUGAUGUUCACAAACUUCAAUACCGCAUUCCCUGGAAAUGAGCACAGCAUCGGGUUCGAGCUUAACCAGCAUUAUUUCUCCGGACCUAUGGCCAACAUGCUAGCCGGAGGCCACACUGGAUUCACCGGUACGACGCUUGUCGUUGACCGCGCAUCAGAUACCUUCAUGGUCAUGAUGGCCCAUCGUGUGCAGCCGAACCGGAACUGGGCGAGCAACAACAUUGUUCGACAGGCAAUUGGUUAUUGGGUUGCCCGCUCGCUUGGUCGGGAUGUUUCCUUCUCUUGA
Messenger RNA from Penicillium paradoxum, 1296 nucleotides. Its product is annotated as serine hydrolase domain-containing protein. The record is from RefSeq and is a predicted model, not a curated record. The transcript has a single exon. Lineage: Eukaryota; Fungi; Ascomycota; Eurotiomycetes; Eurotiales; Aspergillaceae. The coding region runs from base 1 to 1296 and encodes 431 amino acids.